Pseudogymnoascus verrucosus is the source of this 1482-nucleotide messenger RNA. RefSeq lists its product as uncharacterized. The record is from RefSeq and is a predicted model, not a curated record. The transcript has 5 exons. Gene Ontology annotation, biological process: transmembrane transport. NCBI's taxonomy places the organism in Eukaryota, Fungi, Ascomycota, Leotiomycetes, Thelebolales, Thelebolaceae. Gene Ontology annotation, molecular function: transmembrane transporter activity. Gene Ontology annotation, cellular component: membrane. The coding region runs from base 1 to 1482 and encodes 493 amino acids.
AUGGACCGUACCGAGUCUAAUCUGGCGCUGGAGAAGCAGGCCGACUACCAGCCUGUCCGGUCCCCUACGAAUGGCAAGGAGCACGAGCAGGACAUCACCCAUGGCUUCACACCCACUGAGCAGCGCAGCAUCAUCCGCCGCCUCGACCGCCGCCUCGUCGUAACGGUUGGGGCCAUGUACUGCGUGAGUCUGAUGGACCGCACCAAUAUGAGUGCCGCCAACAUUGCUGGCAUGAGCGCCGAGUUGACCCUGACAGGGUUCCGCUAUAAUAUUUGCAAUCUUGUCUUCUUUACCACCUAUAUUGUCUUCCAGCCUCCGUCUACUAUCCUUAUCCGCAAGAUCGGUCCCCGCUUCCACCUCGCUGGAAUCACACUCCUUUGGGGCGCCGUUAUGAUCGGAAUGGGCUUUGUGAAAGACUUCAGGUCGCUUGCCGGCCUACGCGCUAUCCUCGGUAUAUUUGAGGCUGGCUUCUUCCCCAGCUGUGUCUACCUUAUGAGCACAUGGUAUACUCGAUAUGAGAUUGGUAAGCGGUACUCCUUCUUCUACCUUAUUGGCUGUGUUGCCUCUGCCUUUGCCGGUAUCCUUGCCUUUGGUCUUAUGCAUCUCGGUGGCCACCAGAACCUUUCUGGCUGGCGCUGGAUCUUUAUUAUUGAGGGCGUCAUUACCUGCGCCUUGGGUAUUGCAGGCUACUGGCUGCUUGUCGACUUUCCCGACUCCACCCGCAAGUCGUGGAGCUUUUUAGGCCAACGUGAGCGCCAGUGGAUCAUUUCUCGCAUUAACCGCGACCGCGGCGACUCUGUAGCACCCCCCUUCAACUUGCGUAAGUUCAUCAAUGGUGGCGCUGACCCCAAGAUCUGGGCCUAUGCCAUGCUCUUCUUUGACACUACUACUAUCUCUUAUGCUCUUGCUUAUACGCUGCCCAUUAUUCUCAUGGAUAAUAUGGGCUUCUCCAUUGGUGCCGCCCAGUGCCUCGUCGCGCCGCCAUACGCUUUCGCCGGUAUUAUCAUGUCUGCCACCGCCUGGGUCGGCGACAAGUACCACGUUCGGGGACCGAUUAUCAUCUUCAACAUGACGCUUUGUCUCAUUGGCCUGCCUAUUAUGGGCUGGGCUGAGAGCGCCUCCGUCCGCUACUUUGGUGUCUUCCUCACCACGGCCGGUGCCAACAGUAACGUCCCUGCCGUUCUGUCCUUCCAGGCCAACAACGUUCGCGGCCAGUGGAAGAGAGCCUUCUGUAGCGCCACCCUUGUAGGCUUUGGCGGCAUCGGUGGUAUUGCUGGUAGCUUAGUCUUCCGGUCCCAGGAUGCAAAAACAGGCUACAAGCCUGGAAUGUGGGCGUGUAUUGCGUGCGCACUAUUGACUAUAGUUUUAGUCGUGUGCUGUGACCUUGAGUUCAUCCGCCAAAAUAAGAAGGCCGACCGAGGAGAGUUGCUAAUCGAGGCCCAUGACCAGGAUGCUUCUACUGAUUUCCGAUACACUCUAUAA